Messenger RNA from Cyclocybe aegerita, 3735 nucleotides. The record is from the annotation of a GenBank genome assembly. Lineage: Eukaryota; Fungi; Basidiomycota; Agaricomycetes; Agaricales; Hemipholiotaceae.
AUGGAGGAAGCACUUGCCAAGAUUCGCCCUCAUACGUCUUCCUCCCUACCUCAUCAGAAAAACCCGGCAAAUCUCUUGAUCGCACUGGAAUCUACCUUCAAGGAACAACACACAGAGGCUACCCCGACAGCUUAUUUCGCAGCGAUCUUGACAACAUUAGACGGAACAAUACAGAAGAAGGAUAUCUCUCUCGAAGACAGGGCUAUUCUACCCGCCGAACUCUAUCUCCUUGCCCUUGUUGCCCCAUUCACCCCAGCACCCGUUAUUCGCUCGAAUUUGAAUACAUUGCUAUCCUUGACCGCUCCUCUGUUCCCAGCAUUGAACCAAUAUGCCCCUGCUUUACGAUCACAACUUUCUCUCUACUACUCCAUCUUCCAGGCUCUCGAUCGAUCACAAUUGGAAGUUCAAGGCGUUCGACAAACCUUCGCAUCUAUCUUGCAGUUGUGUGCCGACCCGCGUCCCAAAGUGCGGAAGAAGGCUGCCGAUGUCGUCAAAGAUCUGCUUGCGAAUCCACCCACUCCCCUUAUGCGACAUCCUUAUGCCGAACGAGUUGCUGAAUGGGUGAAGAGCGCACUUGCGGAAGCAAGCUCAAGUCCUUUUGCCAGAGGGAAAGGCUCGAAGAAUAGUGCAAAUCCUGAGGUAGAAGUAGGGAUUCAUAUUCUCGCCUUCCUCAGGCCCGUAAUCACAUAUCUUCCUCCCGACUCACUUCCCUCUAUCACAGCUCUCCUCCUAACCUUGCCGCGACUUGGGAACACCUAUCUUUCGCAAUCAUCGUACUCCAUCAUGUCCGAUAUUUUUGUUACUUCAGCAGCGAACGAGUCGAGCAAUUUUGGUGACCAGCUGUCAGAAGUCUUGAAAGCCGUCCUAUCAUCGUCUCCUUCCAAGUCCGAUUUUACGCUCUCUGCAAGCUGGGUGCAGGUCUUAGGUGGUGCAUUGGUUGCGUACAAGAUUGCAGAUCCUGAGCAAGCGGAAGGAGAAGUCGGUAAAAUAUGGAAGAGCGUAUGGAGCUUUCUGGAUUCCACAGAUGCAGUAACACGAAAAGCAACUGCUCAAUCUCUUUCUUCAAUCGCAUCUUGUUUCUCUCCGACCAUGAUCAAGACAGCCGUGCAGACCUCGGGAUCAGAGGUAACUUGUACCAUUUCGAAGAUCAUUUCACAAGUCGCGAAAGCGAUUGACUCCUUGAACUAUGCGCGGGCAAUUCCUGAAUUAUUGUCGGUGGCUUCGUCUCUCAUCACCAAUCUCAAAUACAAGGAGUCAAAAAACUCAUCAACAGCCACGGAAAUUCUCCUCACACCCCUCAUCGUUCAGAUUGCCGGAUUGAGGAUAUCGAAGGGAUUCGAGUACAAGGAAGCUGCAGAUGGCACUUUGUCUGUAGCAAUGCGUAUUCUCGGGCCGGAAGUCUUGUUGAAGAUCCUCCCUCUAAAUCUUGAUCCCGCUAGCCGUGCCUCUGGAGCCGAACCACGAGCGUUCUUACUCCCUCUUCUAGCUCAGCCACAUUCAUCUCCUCUUUCUCACUUCGUGUCCUACUUUGUGCCUCUGAGUGAGAGGAUGUUUGAUUUGCAGCAGAAGGCAGAGAUCGAGGGCCGUCAGUCUGAGGCAAAGGUAUGGAGUGUUCUCGUAGGCCAGGUAUGGGCAGGACUUGCGGGAUACUGUUCCGAUUCAGCAGAUCUCAAGACUUCCUUGACGCCAGAGUUUGCCCAACUUCUGUCCCAACUGCUGUACGGACAAACAGAACUCCGACCGUCGAUUCUAAAGGCUCUCAAGUCAGUCGUAGAUUCAAAUUUGGCUGCUUCAAAGGCCUCAGAUGAAGAAGUAGCUCCUUCUCCGUCAGCUCUCACGCAACAAGAAGCUCAAGAAAACCUCAACUUCUUGCGGACACAAAUGGAAAGCUGGCUCGCAGUUUUCUUUAAUGUUUAUGGCAGUGUUGGACGCGACUCCAGGGGUAUGGUCGGUGAUGUGAUAACAGCAUGGAUUUCGAUCGCUGGCGAGCAGGAAGUGCGCGGCGCUUAUGUCAAGGUCGUACAGCUCUUCAAGACCAACCUCCCCGCGGCUCAAAAGAACCCUUCAUACGCCAACGCUGUAGGAGACAUUGGUAACAUGACCACCACCUCGCAGGAUAUCCUCGUCCUCCUUCUACCCAGCCUUUCCGCCGCCGAUUCUAAGACCCUCUUUGCACUUAUACUAACACCCGACGUCCUCAGCUGCAAAGACAACGGUGUCCAAAAGCGUGGCUACAAGAUUCUCUCCAAGCUCGUUGAGCAUAACAAAGUGACCGUCGAUGCAGAGGCUGUCCUACGCAAGCUGGACGAACUGACUGACGGUCUGACCCCAGCUGCAAAGAAGGACAGAUUCAAUUUAUUUGCCUUGCUGAUUUCUUUGCUACCACCGACUGCGAUGCAUAUCAUACCUUCACUGAUACCUGAGGCUGUCCUUGGAACGAAGGAGCCGUCGGAGAAGGCACGCACGGCUGCGUUCGAGGUCGUCCUUGCGAUGGGCAGGAAAAUGAGCAGUGGCGGUGUCGUCAAGAGGAGUCUGGUUGAUGGGAUGGAUGAAGGUGGUGCUGAAGAUGCUGUCGCUAAUAUCGAGGAGUUCAUGACGAUGGUCGCUGGUGGCCUUGCUGGUGCCAGCCCUCAUAUGAUCAGCGCGACUGUGACGGCGAUCUCGCGCCUUGUCUUCGAGUUCAAAGACCAAAUUUCUUCCAACAUGCUCAACGAGAUCUUAUCGACGCUCCUCGUGUUCCUCUCCUCCGCCAACCGCGAAAUUGUCAAGUCAAUCCUCGGCUUCGUCAAACUCGCCGUGCACACCCUCCCAACAGACCUCAUCCGACCGCAUCUGAAGGACCUGGUCCCCGCUUUGUUGAACUGGUCGCAUGAUCACAAGAACCACUUCAAGCUCAAGGUCAGGCACAUCUUCCAGCGCAUGCUCAGACGUUUCAGUUGGGAUGAGGUGUAUUCGUGUGCUAGAGACGAGGAGGCAUCAAAAGUACUUGUUAAUAUCAAGAAGAGGAAGGAGAGGGCCAAGCGGAAGAAGGCAAACAGGGCUGAGGAGGAUGGAGACGACGAGACUACACCGACAAAAGCUGCCACUGGAGAUGCUUUCGAGGACGUUCUUUACGGCAGUGAAAGUGAACUAGACGAUAGCGACGACGAUGCUCCCGCGGCGCCGUCUGGAUCACAUAAAAAGCACGCGGCUGAAGGUGCUCGUCUACGGUUGGACGACGACGAGCCUAUGGACUUGCUCCAAGGAGCCGGCACAAAAAUAACAACUGCCCAAUCUCGCCGUAGGAAACCUGGCAAGGACGCUACCCAUUUCAAGACGGAUGAGGACACUGGCAAGAUGGUCAUCGACGAGAACUCCAGUGAUGAGGACGAGGGGGCAAAUGCCCGCGCGGCUGCCAGCGACGUUGCCGGGGCUGCUUACCGCGAGAGCCUGGCGUCAGUCGAUGGCUUCACCCGUGGUCCCAAUGGGAAGAUCAAGUUCAACAAGGACACCAAGAAGCGGAGACGAGAGGAAGAUGCGAUGGAUGUUGACAUGGCUGAUCCGGAAGAGGCGCCUGCUGGCAAGACGAAGAAAUCGAAAAAGAAAGUCGAGCCGAAGCUCGGACAUGAAUUCAAGGCCAAAAAAGCUGGUGGCGAUGUCAGGAAGGGAGGACUCGAUCCAUAUGCAUACCUCUCACUAUCACAAGCCACAAAAGCUGGAAAAAGAGGUCCACUCGGCAUCGCAGGAAAACGAUGA